CACGGAUCACAUCUUGAUGCGAGAUCAGUGCCUCGUGAAAGACCGAGGAAAUCACGCGCGCGCGAGAGAAAGAACGUCGUUUUUUCUCAUCUCGCGCGAUAUCAGUUUUUGGCGCGAAUCUCCGCAAGAACGGCAUAUCUCGACACGUGGUUGGGCGCGUGUGUAAUUUUGUGAAAUGACGCUUUUUGCUUGGAUCCUUUAUUUCUUUGUAAUCGGUUUGGCUCAUGCCAAGACAAAUCGUCACUUUCAAAGCUACCCGACGACAGUGCAAACUUUUGAGAACGACACGGUUUUGCUCCCCUGCUACGUGGAGAAUCAGAGCGCGCAAACCAAAGUGGAGUGGUGGCGAGACUCGAAUCUCUUGGCCGAUAGCGGAGACCCGGGGGUGCAGUCACCCGAAAGAAUCACCCUGUACAGCAACGGGAGUUUGCGGGUCCUUCACGUGCAGCGGGAGGACAGCGGCGAAUAUGUAUGCCAGGCGACUCGACCUCCUCCCUGGGGAAGCGUUACGCAAGUACACGAGAUCGAAGUGAUGUAUCCGCCGUCGGUGGAGACUGUGCCGGCGUCCGGUGAAUUAGAGGUCAAUUUGGGAGAGCAGGUCGAGAUGCAAUGCCUGGUGAAAGGUGUACCGGAUCCUAUUAUAAGCUGGAGGACCAAGGACAAAGAACUCCCGUUAUUGGAGAAUAGACCGCAAUUGAGACUUCAUGCUGACGAUCGACAUCUUGCCGGCAGGUACACUUGCGUCGCCUCUAAUAAAGUCGGUGAUCCUGCCGAGGCGCAUAUAGAUUUGCGUAUCAGAUACAAGCCGGAGAUCUACGUGAGGAAGCCGUGGGUGCACGCCCAUCCGGAGGUGCCGGUACAAUUGACUUGCACUGUGACCGCCUGGCCCGAGGCGGAGGUAGAGUGGUACUUCAAAAACGAGACGGUGAAAAUUAACGCGAGGAAACACAGAAAGGGGGAUGAUCACACUCUGCUGUUGAGAGACGUGAAACCGACGAAUUACGGUUCUUACGUCUGCAGAGCAUCGAACACAAUGGGCGUCACCGAGAAGAGCGUCGAGGUGUCCGGGAUCGCGAAUCCGGCUGUGUUCAAGAAGGAAUCGCGUAACUCGUCCGCCACGUCGUACUACUUCAUCUGGGAAGUCGAUAGUUACAGUCCCAUCAUCGAGUACCAAUUCUGGUUUCGCAAAUACAGGAAAGGUGGCAGUGGCGACUGGCACAAAUUAUACAUACCCAGCGGCAGCGACGCCAGAAGUCCUGUGCACGUCCGAUCCUUCAAUCUGACAGGCCUGAAUCCGGCGACCCACUACGAGGCGGUCGUUCUGUCCAGAAAUCGUUACGGGUGGGGCUAUCCCUCGGAAAUAUUGCGCUUUCACACAGACGGAGCUCCAGCUCUCGAUUCCGGUGAAAAUCUCGAGACGGACGUCGAUCAGGAACAGAACAACGUAGCAGUUAUCGCGGUAUCCAUGUCGCAGCAAUAUCCCUUGGCAUCGGGCGCGAACGAGUCAACGUGUCGAGCAGACGUUUUGAUGUUGUCGAUGCUGAGUACACUGGUUUGUGUUUACAGUUUCAAUUACAAGACAUUCGGUAACAGAUUUUAAGCAAUAUGUUGUACAAGAGAUAAGAAAAGAAUAUAAAUUAAACGGAAUCCGUGUUGUUGUAAUUUUUAUGAAUGAAAAAAAAACGACGACAAGCAAUUUUGUCGACAUAAUUGAAAAACUUUCAAUUACGUCUCCUAUCGAAAUAAUGGUUGUGAAAAAAAGUGUGUUAUCGAAAUAAUCGUUUUGUCUUUCGUAAUUUAUAAAUUUUUUUUUUUUUAUUUUAUUUUUAUUUAUUUUACCACACCUGAGUGCAGUCGCUCGGGUCUUGGUUCAUGCGAAAUGAUUCAUGAAAUGUGCUAAUAUCGGGAAUAUAAUACAGGCUUUACUGAUACAGGACAUAGUAAGGAGAUCAUAAUUAGAUAAAUUUAAUUUAAAUGUAAAUUUUUUACAGCCUGUAAGAAAAGUGUAAUAAUAAUAAUAAUAAUAAUAAUAUUAAUAAUAAUAAUAAUAAUAAUAAUUCCAUUCUUCCUGCUUUGACUGGUUGUAAACUGUUUUGUAUUCUUAUACAAUUAUCUCUUAUUAUAUAUAAUUAGUAUAUAAUAUUAUAUAAUAUUAUAUCAGACAUUCACACACAACGUUCGCGGUAUGAAAAGGGAUAUUUGCCCGUCGCUGUUUUUAUCCGUUCUGCGUGUUUUUUUUUUUGUUUUUUUUUCAUUCUUGUUCACUUUUAUUUAAUAAUGCUUAUGCUCUUCUGAUGACUAACAUAUGUAGCGCAAAAUAUUUGAUAAAUCGGUCUCGUUUAAAAGUGAAAAAUGUAUGUAAAAA
This is a messenger RNA of Pseudomyrmex gracilis, 2365 nucleotides long. RefSeq names its product limbic system-associated membrane protein-like. Gene Ontology annotation, biological process: homophilic cell-cell adhesion; synapse organization. NCBI's taxonomy places the organism in Eukaryota, Metazoa, Arthropoda, Insecta, Hymenoptera, Formicidae. Gene Ontology annotation, molecular function: axon guidance receptor activity; protein binding. Bases 176 to 1600 code for a protein of 474 amino acids. The record is from RefSeq and is a predicted model, not a curated record. The transcript has 10 exons. Gene Ontology annotation, cellular component: neuronal cell body; plasma membrane; axon.